This is a messenger RNA of Alternaria arbusti, 870 nucleotides long. RefSeq lists its product as uncharacterized. Gene Ontology annotation, cellular component: mitochondrion. Lineage: Eukaryota; Fungi; Ascomycota; Dothideomycetes; Pleosporales; Pleosporaceae. The coding region runs from base 1 to 870 and encodes 289 amino acids. The transcript has 2 exons. Gene Ontology annotation, biological process: glycerophospholipid biosynthetic process. The record is from RefSeq and is a predicted model, not a curated record.
AUGGACGACCUCAAGGACAAGACGGUCAUGGUGGUGGGUGGUGUGGAGGAUAAUUGCAGGAAGGUCGCUGAGGCAUACGGUUUCAAGAAUGUAGUUAUACCUGGCGAUAUCAUGGUUGCUCACCCGGAUGUAUGGCCAUUCUCGCAGCAACUACUGUCCUACUACAAGACCUUUACUCGACCGCUACCCGUCCCUAUCGACGUUGACUCGCCAUCUAGAUCGCUCCGCAUCGAUGCAGUCUUUGUAUACAACGAUCCUCGAGACUGGGGGUUGGACGCGCAGAUCAUCAAGGAUGUCUUGUUAUCAGAGCAUGGCAUCGUUGGAACUUUGUCACAGAAGAACGGCAAUCCAGCUCUGGAGAAUCGUGGCUACCAACAAGAUGGACAGCCCCCACUAUACUUCUCAAACCCAGACCUGCUAUGGGCGGCAAAAUAUCACCUGCCACGUCUCGGUCAGGGCGGCUUUCGCGAAGCUUUCGAGGGUAUCUGGGCUGCGAUAACUGGCGGACAGACACAAGGUGUUAAGCUGCAGAAAGUCGUAAUGGGCAAACCACACCGACCUACGUACAAGUUCGCUGAGAAGCGUCUGAUAGCGCAUCGGCAUCAUUUGAUGCAAAACUAUGGUAGUCCGCUGGGUCAUCUGAAGCGCGUGUACAUGGUCGGUGACAAUCCCGCCAGUGACAUUGCUGGCGGUAACAACUACCAGAGUCCGCAUGGUACAGAUUGGGCUAGUGUGUUAGUGGAAACAGGUGUCUACAAGAAGGGUACAACACCGUCGCCUGAGCCGCGCAAGGUCGUGAGCGAUGUUUGGGACGCUGUAGCGUGGGCUGUCGCGCAGGAAAAGUGGGCAUCUUCAGCAGAUGCUCCGUGA